Molecule: messenger RNA, 411 nt
Organism: Olea europaea var. sylvestris
Lineage: Eukaryota; Viridiplantae; Streptophyta; Magnoliopsida; Lamiales; Oleaceae
Product: cyclin-dependent protein kinase inhibitor SMR9-like
Exons: 1
Coding region: 1-411 (136 amino acids)
Biological process (GO): regulation of DNA endoreduplication
Source: RefSeq, a predicted model, not a curated record
AUGGGUCCAUCCUGUAGAAGAAGAACCAGAAGCACAAGAAAAUCAUCGUCAAGAAAAACCCUUUUCAAGAAAAAGCCUCAAAAUUCAAAGAAGAACCAAGAAAUCUCAGUCAUUUCUUCACCUUCUUCCACGUCCGCGGCCAAGCCCUCUUCGAAUGAUUCAGUGAAGAUAGAUUCUGGCUCCAUCGACUGUGAUCAAAGUAUUGAUAUGUUGUCAACCAGUACCAGUAGUGCUUGUUCCACUCCUAAGGCUGAGAGAUUCCGAAUACCGGAGAUUACAACUUGCCCUCCCGCACCAAAGAAACGAAAAAUAGUUACAAGUUGUUCAUUGCGAAGAAGCCCAAUAACGUUCUUUGAUCCUCCAGAUAUAGAGCUCUUCUUUUAUUUCGCUCUUCGUGGAAUCUCAGCCUGA